Messenger RNA from Sclerotinia borealis F-4128, 1251 nucleotides. The record is from the annotation of a GenBank genome assembly. Lineage: Eukaryota; Fungi; Ascomycota; Leotiomycetes; Helotiales; Sclerotiniaceae.
AUGGCCUCUUUCACCAACAUCAAAUACACCCCCGCCGAGGAAACCGAGCUCAAACAAUGGACACUCACCUCCGAGCGUCUCAAGAGCUCCAGCUCCGAAACUCCAUCCCUCCUUGAUUCCCUCAACACCCAUUUAGCAUCCCGAACAACCUUACUUGGCUCCAAGCCCUCUUCUGCCGAUGUCGCCAUUUAUGAGAGUUUAGCGCCUCAGGUUGCGAAGUGGAGUAGCGAGGAACGAACUGGAGAAAAGGGUCAUCCUAACAUUGUGCGCCAUGUCGAUUUCGUGCAGAAUUCGUCUAUCUUCGGGUUGAACGUUGGAGAAGAGCAGAAGGUUAAGGUUGAUGCGGAGGAAAUUCUCUACGUUAAACCGCCCGUUGAUGCUAAAGCCGAGAAGGAGCGAUUGAAGAAGGAGAAAGCUGCUGCGGCGGCCGCAGCAGUUGGGGGUGAACCAAAAGAAUUGGCAGAUCGAACCAAGGGAAACGGCGACAAGGGACUUUUGGCUCAAGUCACUGAGAAGGUUGCAGAGGCAAAAGAUACAGUAGUUGCAGCUGUAACUGGCGAACAACCACAACAGCCCAAGCAAAAGAAAGAGAAGAAGGAAAAAGCGCCCAAACCUCAAAAGGCUCCAGCUCCAACUGCCCCUCUUUCUCCAUGUUUGAUUGAUCUCCGCGUAGGUCAUAUCUUAAAGGCCAUCAAGCAUCCCGAGGCCGACUCUCUCUUUGUCUCUACCAUUGCUAUGGGUGAUAAAGCCGGAACCGACGAUACCACCGAAUACGAAGGACAAGUCGUGCGAACCGUCUGCUCGGGUCUCAACGGACUCGUCCCCUUGGCAGAAAUGCAAGGACGCAAAGUAGUCGUAGUCUGCAACCUCAAACCUGUCAAGAUGCGCGGCAUCAAAUCAUGCGCCAUGGUUCUAGCCGCAUCUCCCAGACUAAAGGAAGGAGAAGAAGAUCACCACGCCGGGCCCGUAGAACUCGUGACUCCACCCGCCGAAUCUGUGGCUGGCGAACGCGUCUUCUUCGAGGGAUGGAAGGGAGAACCCGAGGGGGUUCUAAACCCCAAGAAGAAGGUGUGGGAGAUGAUCCAGCCGGGUUUCACCACAACCGCGGAUUUGGAAGCGGCGUUUGAUGCGGGGGUAGUGAAGGAGUUGAGUAAGGAAGGAGAGGAUGCUAAGACUGGGGUUGGAAAAUUAGUCACGGAGAGUGGUAGUGUUUGCAAGGUUAAAACUUUAGCUGGGGGUAUCAUUAGAUAG